Pteropus alecto (black flying fox) is the source of this 10020-nucleotide messenger RNA. It is a transcript of the gene TEX15, whose product is annotated as testis expressed 15, meiosis and synapsis associated. NCBI's taxonomy places the organism in Eukaryota, Metazoa, Chordata, Mammalia, Chiroptera, Pteropodidae. Gene Ontology annotation, cellular component: nucleus. The record is from RefSeq and is a predicted model, not a curated record. The coding region runs from base 1 to 10020 and encodes 3339 amino acids. Gene Ontology annotation, biological process: synaptonemal complex assembly; homologous chromosome pairing at meiosis; regulation of double-strand break repair via homologous recombination. The transcript is spliced from 10 exons.
AUGGAAAUGAAAGAGAUUGCUAAGCACAAGACACUAUGGAAAAUGAACUCAACCAGUGAACCUUUAUUAGUGACUGGUGUAGAAGUUAAUCCUUUGAAGAAAUUCACCAUUCCCAAGAUUAGGAGGACAGCUGAGAAAGUUUACUUGUCAUCUUGUUGCACCAAUACUAGAGAGUAUAGUUUCAUACACGAUACUCUUAACCAGUGUCGGCUUGAUAUAAGCUGUGAUCUACAGUCUUCAUGGCAGUUUGGGGAUACAAAACUGGUUCAUAAUGAGGAUCUGGAAAAAAAUUUUACUUCUAAGAGGGCGGAGAUGCGUGAGAGUGGAAGACAUGGCAGAGAACUUGAAGAACAUUUCUGCUUUUUAGCACUUCCUCAGAGUGAUGUGGCUGAGAUAUAUCAGAAUGGAAUAAGUACCAAAGCAUCUACAUUGAAGAUAUUAGGAAAUCCUCUUCUUGGAAUUUAUAUAUUUAGACAUGUUGAUGUUGCCUUGAAUUAUGCUCAUACUAGAAGCAUUACUGUAGAAAGUAUUAUAAUUUUUAAGGUUCUCUUUGGAAAAGUGAAGAAAAUUCAGCCUUCAGUGGAUAAAAACAAAGUUUCUUUGGAUCCCUCUCCUAACUUUGAUUGCCAUAUGUCAAGAAGUACACCUUCUCUGAAAGAUACCAUUGAGCUACAAGCCUACAGUUCAGCAGUAUACUUCUAUGAAUACAAUGUUUUUUCAAAGCCAGUAGAUAAACCUAGACAGUGUCUUCCAUAUGCAAUUAUAACAGUAAAAUUUAUUGGUCAAAAAGUAGAUAAUGGGCACCUUAUGACAUCCUUGAGAUUCCUCUCAACGGGAUUUCCUAAGAGGGCUGAAAGAACAUGCUCUCUGAAUAACUGUACAGUGGCCAAAAGGAUUGGAAAAGGAAAAGAUGCUACAGUCAUCUUUGAGCAUUUCAGGAAACCUGUAGAUCCAUUUGUUCAGGAAAACUGUUCAUGCAAUGCACUAAAUUUAGAGAUAAAUCCUUCCAGCUCAAAUAUUUCUAAUUCCUAUGGAAAUGUGCAAAGUGGGAACAUUUCUGCACUUGAAACAUGCAGUGGACACAUGGAUUACAAUUUAACAGAAUGUAGAGACACUUCUCAAGUACAUGCAUAUGAUUCAGGUCUUUCACUUAUUCCCAGUGAUACCAGAGAAAGUAUUAGUGAUGAUCUCUUGUUAAAUUGGACGCAUCUUAAAAAUAUUUUAAGUAGUCUUUCUGGUGCUUUUCCCCUUUAUAAUAAUGCUGGCUCGAGCACAGUUAUUACUUCAAAACUCAUCAAAGACCCAAGACUGAUGAGGAGAGAAGAAAGCAUGAGAAAACAUAAUAUGACAGCUUUAAAUGAGCUUUUGCCAUUUGGGAAGAGUUUAGAUUUUGUUAAUCCAGAAAUAAACCUGUCUGUGCCAACUAAUUCUGCCUCCUCAUCUGAAGUCAUGCCUGGUGACCAUGCUAUUCUUAGGAAUUGUUUGGAUACCUCUUGCUUCAAAAUUUCUUUUGAUGAUUCACAAUCUCAGACUCACAAAAUGGGCUCUAAGAACUGUGAUUAUACAACUUCCAAUAAAAUUACCAUGGAAGGACAUUGUCAGGGCCAAGACAAUUUUCCAUUUCCAAUGUGUCUGUCAAAUGUCAUUUCAGAAGUUGAAAACCAAAAACACAGUGAGGAAAAAGCCCAGCAAUCUCAACAGAGAAUCAACAUCCCACUUUUAAUGGAACAAAAUAGUGAGCCAUUUAACUCUUAUAAAUCAGUGAAUACUUGUACAAAAGGGUAUAAUAGUCACAUUUCUCAGGAAUCACAGUCUUCUAAUUUAAAAACUAUAUAUCAGACUGGUCACCAGAUGUCUACAGUUUUUUCAUUCCAAGGGAAAGAAAGCAUACCUGAGUACAUUCAAAAUAUUGGAAAGGUGAGAAGCUUCACUGGCCCAGAAGACAAUUCCAGAUAUGGAAGAGAGCAAAAUUUGUGGAAAGAAAUUCAUAAUUAUUGUGCUAAUGAAACAAAAACCAGUCCAGUAGAUAGUUACAUUUCUUUGCACCAAGAAUACGAAGAGGAUGAGAGUCUUCAUUCUUUUGAGAAAGACUAUGAUCAAAUAUUAAUCACUCGGGAUUUAGAAAUAUCAAAACCUUCCGCAUCUACUACAAAGGAAAAGUAUGAGUUAGAUUGUCUAGCAUUGGAAUUACAAAGUAAUCCUACUGCAAGAGUGGAGAGCCUUUCACAAAAGCAUCUUCAAUACUCUUUGGCAUAUGAAGGUAACAUUCAUACAAGUUUUGCCAUUUCUCAGAAACUAAUGGAACAGAAGUUGGAAAAACCAAAUCAGAAGAACUGUGUUAGCAUUGUAACUGAUGCUUUCCAGGAAGCAAAAGACAUUCUCCAAACCAAAGAAUUGCCCCUUGGUACAGUUACUUCAUCUCAUGACAUUAAAAUAGCUCAUGACAAUUCAAAUUGCAACAUAGCUAGAGAAAAUAUGUAUGUCCAUAGGAAAAAUGAAAAUGAUCCAGUGUCAUUAGAGAACAUUCAGAGAGACAGCAAAGGAACCCCUCAAAUUGAUGAUAAAGGUCAAGAUCAUACUCUGUUCUGUUAUGCACAGUUGAAUAAUGAUAUACACCUGAAUACUGAUUUCAGAGAACAAAGAAAUAAUAACGAAAACCAAAAUGAGGCUAAAGAGAAAGAUACUGUUUCAUCUACAGAAAACAACAUAGCAAAUAUAUGCAGAAAUGAGGAGCAAAGUUUUCAUACAAACAAAAAUUUCACCAAUAUGGAUGAAAGGAGGGAGAAUACAAAUUACAAUAGUGUAGAAUUUCUGAGUUCUGAAGAAUUUUCUACCAUGUUUAAUCUGACUUGGAAAAAAUAUGCAUCACCAGAAACUGCAUUAUUAGAAACUGAAGAUACUAUCACUGCCAUAAAACAAGAAGAUACUCAAAAUACCAGAAGGAAUAUAAAGCCUUUGGCUUCCAUAUUUCCCAAAAUUGCAGGUUCUUCAGUGCAUGUAGACUCAAAUGCUGUAGUCCAGAUAACUGGUACUAUAGUGCCCUCAGACACAAAUCAUGAAUACCAAAGAUACCAGUUUAAAGAAACUUGUUCUUCUGAGUUUCCAGAUUUCCAUUUGUUAGUAAAACACAGGGUUUCUAAUUGUGAAAUGGAUAUAGAUAAAAAUAAAUUAAAUGAGUCUUUUCAUCAUUCAUUAAGUGACAACUUAGUUCUUCAAAGUUUUGAAUUGGAAAAUGAGAUUGAAAUAGGAUCAGAACAGUGUGAUGAUGCUUUUCUGUUUCGACAAGAUACUCCUAGCCAUGGAAAUACACUAUAUGAAGAAUUUAGGGCCUCAUAUGAGGCUCUGAAGUCUCGUAUUGAUUGGGAAGGUCUUUUAGGAAGCAAUAAUGGGGAGAAGGAAGUUUUGAAAAGCACCACAAGAAGAGAGAACAAUGAUCAGCAUUACUCUGAGGAAAGUAAUUGUUUUUAUCCCUCUAUACAAAAAAACAAAACAGAGUUCUUCAACCCAAUUUUACUUCCAGAUCUACAAGUUAGAAUUACUAAUAUAGUUAUGCCAGAAUUCAGUGCCACUAUUAAAUCCCUUGCAAUGAAAGAUAAUUUUGAUAAAUAUGUAACUGAAGCCAGAAAAACAGAAAUAAAUGAGGAGGAGAAAGUUCCAGGAUUUGAAAUUUAUUCCCAGUGUUCUGGUGAAAAUUCAGAUUAUCCUUGUGAAGAUGAAUUUGGUAAUAUAAGGCAAGAAUCGAGACUAGUGAAUAAGUCAGAAAUCUCACUUUCUUUCGACUUGAGUCAUAAUACACACAUGAAUCACAUGCCUGAAGAACAAAACAGUGGAACUUUGCUUACUGAAUCUUCUAAUGCCACAACAAUAAGUAACAAAAGCAUAUAUCCCCUUACAGAGUCAAAAACUGAUUAUAAUGAUACUAGAAGUAAAAAGGACACAGAAUCAAGAAUUAGCAAAAGAAAGCCACAUACACCUUUUAGGGACCAGAACAUACCACGUAAUGACCUAAGACAUCAUGAAAUUUGUGAAAAGAGGAGGAGGCUAACCAGUCCAGACGCAUUUGAAUGUUUUUCUUCAUUAUCUGAAGGACGAAUUAAAACCUUUUCAAGGUCAGAAAAACACAUUAGGAGUGUUUUGGAUAUUCUAAACAGUGAAGCAUCUUUAUGUAAAAGCAAACGUCUUUCCAAAAAACUUGACAGAGCUGUUCUUCACUUAAAAAAAGCUCAUAGAAGAGUUCACACAUCUUUGCAGCUUAUAGCUAAAGUGGGAGAAAAAAGAAAGAGCCCAUUACCAAAAGCAUAUGCAAUAAUAUGCAAUAAUUUCUGGGAAAGUUGUGACCUUCAAGGUUAUAGUUCUUUUUCUGAAAGAAGAUACUAUUCCACUAAGCAUUUUUUGUCAAAAAGAAAAAAUGACAAACCUGGAGAGAAAAGAGCUUUGGAAUAUGAAGUUGAUAAAUCAUUAACUCAUGUAUCAAAGUACAAGACUUACAAAACAAAUGGAGAGAGAAUAACAAAGUGCUUUUCUAAGAAAAAUGUGUCCAGCAGUGUCUCAAGAAGUCACACCACUAUUCACGUGACAGAAUUUUGUGAUCAAGAAUACCCUGAGUCACAGUUAUCCCUGUGCUCCUCAUCCCAAAGUACAAGUCAGUCGGCUUAUGACACAAGCAGUAAGAGAAAUCCAAGAUCAUCUGAACUUCAACCCUCUUCUGGAAACAUUGGGUGCCUCUUUUCCCCAGACUGCCCAGAUGAGAAACUAACCGAAAAAGAAAAUCAAAUUGACAUAAAGUCUUUGUCUAACAUUAGUAAAUAUGAAAAGCUUGAGAACCAUUCAGAACAUAAUGAAGAUGCAAUAAAAGACAAUGUCGAGGCUACUGAAAUAAUAAAUAAAAGUAAUUCAGUAUCUUUAAGAUGCAUAAAUGAAAACAAUUUAAGUUUUAGCACAGACAAAAAUUAUGAUGCAGCUUGUAUAGCUCACACAGAGGUGAAAACUGACAUAGUUAUUUCAGUCUUAGAAUCAAAUGUGAAGCACUUUUUAAACGUUGAUAUCUACAAACCAGAUAACCUUAUUUUAUCUGGUUAUAAAAGAAACCUGGAAGUAGAUCUUCCUGCAGAAAAAUGGACAGCUCCUAAUGAGAGCUCCAAACCAGGCGCUAUUACAGGAAGCAUCCUUAUGGACCCAUUAAAUCUAACUCCAGUGACAAGCAAAAAGUGUUACAGUAUUCCUCAAUUGUUGUCAACUGCUCCAAUGACAGAUAGUGAGAGAGAAUCUUCGAAAUCUUAUUUGGAGAAACAGGGAAGUUUUGCUGUAGAUUCUUUUGCAGCAUCCACCAAUGUACCACACUGUCAGCAAGGAUGUGGUGGAAAGGAGCAGGAGCUUCUUAAGACAGAACAGUCCUCUCCAAGUAGUUGUUUCCAUGUAGAUGGGAAUGAAACAAAUGUUAUUGAGAAUUCUGAUUUGGAUCUCAUACCAAUAACUGAAGAAAGUAAAAGUCAUAGGAAAAAUGUAAUGAAAAGACUGUCCUCCAGUGAUAGUUCUCUGCUCUUGAAAGGUAAUGUAAAGAGUUCUUCAAAAAAAUGUAUUGCAAAGAAAAACAUUCAGGACAGAAAAACGAGGAAAGUUAAACAACCAGAAAAAGCAAAAGAUUCAGUUCACAAAAAAAGCAUGACUGAAGGAUCAACUGUUAAGACUGAGUACAGAAAUCAAAAGAAUAAGAUUUUAGAAGCAAGUUACUUAAGUGAGAAAACAGUUAAAAAUAACUUGAUUGAUUCUCACCUAAGCAUUAAAAAUAGUACUGAGGCAAUCUCUUUGAAUAACACAGUUUCUAAUCAGCUUAACAAAAGAGAGAAAAAGGGGAGAGUUAAAGUUAGUAAUGGCUCUCAGUCUCACUCCACCUUACAUUCGGAAAUAGCCUGUAAUUCCAAACCAGACAUUAUAGGAAUGAAUCAUAUGCCUGUUUCAUAUGCUCACUCUGAAAACUCCAAAGUCACUACUCCUCAAAAGAAGCCUACAUUAUACACGAAUGAAUUAAAAGAAAAACAUUGCUCAGCUAAUCAUUUGGGUCUUAUAGGUAGGCUAGAUCAAAUUUUGAGGAGGGCAGAUGAAGCAUCAUCUUUGCAGAGUCUACAGGAAGAAACCAAGGUUUGUCAAAACAUUCUCCCUUUAUUUGUUGGAGCUUUUGAAAGAAAGCAAGAAUGUUCACUUGAACAAAUCUUGAUUUCAAGAGAACUGUUGGUAGAACAAAACGUGUGGAAUAAUUGCAAACACAUAUUAAAACCGUGUGCUGUUGACUCCUUGGUAGAACUCCAAAUGAUGAUGGAAACUGUCCAAUUCAUUGAAAACAAAAAAAGGCUCUUAAGAAGUGAACCCACAUUCCGAAGCCUGCUUUGGUAUGAUGAGACAUUGUACAGUGAGCUGCUUGGCAAGCCACGUGGAUUUCAACAACAAUCCAAUUUCUAUCCUGCUUUUCAAGGAAGGUUAAAAUAUAAUGCGUUCUGUGAGUUACAGAACUAUCAUGAUCAAUUAAUUGAACUGUUUGAAGAAACCAAAAGGGAAAACCGUUCAUACUAUGCAGUCUUAAAAUACAAACGACAGAUUAAUGAAUGUGAGGCAAUAUUGAAGCAUUGUUAUGAUUGCUUUGACUUUUCUCUUUCUGUUCCAUUUACCUGUGGAGUUAACUUUGGAGAUAGUUUAGGAGACCUAGAAACCUUAAGAAAAAGCACUUUAAAGUUGAUCAGCAUGUAUGGGCACUCUCCUAAAGUUGAUUCCUGUCCAGGAAAACAAGACCAUCUGUGGAUUAUCAUUGAAAUGAUCUCCUCAAAAGUUAAUUUUAUCAAGAGCAGUGAGGCAGUAGGUAUUAAAAUAUCUCUUUAUGGUCUGGAACAUAUCUUUUUUGAUGCUGCGAAAAGUCUUGUUUGGAAAGAGAAGAGACAGUCUUUCAGCAAAAAAUGCUCAGGACAGAAGAACAAAGAAACACUACUCAGAAUGAAUCAACAUUCUUUUUCUAAGCUGCAAAAGAUAUGUGAUACAUUGUCUAAAGAUUUAAGCAGUGAACAAGUUUCCAACAUUGGACUUGAGAAUACUGUGAUUGCUUCCAGAAAGUCAAAUGAUCUAAUAAACAAAGCAACAAUUAGCAUAGAAAACUGUAGAUUUAACAAUAUGUUGCUUUCACACCCAGAUAUUUGUUGUAUUAGUGAAAUGUUGGAUCAAGCUGAAUUUGCAGACUUUGAAAAAUUACAAGAACUCACUUUGAAGUGUGCUGAUCACUUAGAAAAUUUAAAAAAGUACUUUCAUGUGCUGCAAGAAGAUAACUUAGAUAAUAUUUUCAUCACAGAAGAAAACGUUUUGGAUGUGGUAAAAAGUCACAACCACGAUGCUGUAAUUUUAAAACCUGAAGCUAUUGAAACCUAUAUUGAAAUUGCCAUGCUCUCUGAAACAAUGCAUUUUCUUAAAAACUCAAUGGCAAAGAAACUAGACAAACAGAGAUUUCGAGGUAUGCUUUGGUUUGAUUUGUCACUUCUUCCUGAUCUGGUUCAAUGCCAAGAAAAAAUGGCUUCCUUUUCAUUUCUUAAAGAUAACUCAAAAGAUUGUCUUUGGAAAGUGAUAGAGACUGCUAUUUCUGAAUGUAAGAAAGAUUUGGAUAUUACCUGCAAAUAUAAUGAAGCUGUUAAUUGCUCAUAUGCUCUUCAUUUGUUCUCAAGAGAACUGGAAGAACUUUCAGAAAUAAAAAAACUUUUAAAGAAGUCUAAGUAUUCAGUUUCCACAUAUAUUGACUUUGUGCCAUAUAUAGCAUCCAUAAAUUACGGAAGCACUGUGAUGGAGUUAGAAUAUAACUACAGUCAGUUUUCUACGUUGCUCAAAAAUUUAACGGCUUCCCCUCGGAAAGAUUUAGGGAAAAUGGCCCAUGUUAUGAAAGUCAUGAAAACUAUUGAACAUAUGAAGAUAAUAUGUGCUAAAAAUGCUGAAUUAACCGUUUCCUUUAUCCUAUGCCAAAUACUGCAUAAUAGAAAGAAGACUAAUGGUCUGAAGAGAAAAGAAAAAGUGAAUGUUCCUGUAAAACCUAGGAAGAAUAUCAGUAAAUCCAGUACUUGUAUGAAGGUAGCCUCAACUUCAGAAUGUGUUAUGAAAAAUGUUUCAAAUUCUUCUAAAAAACGACCUAUUACUUUAGACAAAUGUAAAGACUCUCAGAAACAAGAGAAAAGCACUACUGUUUCCAGCUGUAAAAAACAAAAGGUUAACAUGAAAGAUGUCACAAAAAUCAACAGAGAAAAGGCAACGUUCAAGCAUCCAAGGACCACAAGAUCUCAUCCCAGAAGUAAAAAUGAAAUAGGACCAAGUUCAUGUGACAAUCUGAAAAGAAACCACGUAUCUCCAAAAAAGGUUGAAAUGCAAAGAUCACUGCCUGGCUCAUCUUUACCUUUAAAGUACCUAAAAGACACUUGCAUGUUGAAGUUGGAGGGAAAAAUAGAUUUAACUAAUAUUUCAUCUGAUAUUUCAGAAGAUUUCACUGGACAACAGGAAAACUUAAAUAGCAUAAAGAGAAGAGAUCUGACUUUUAGUGCUGCUGAAACAAAAAGUGAUAAGGAUUGUCCUCCUGUAAUUUGUGACCAAAAAAGUAUAGAUGGCACACUUUCAAAAGAUGAUGAAACACCUUCCCAAAACUUACUUAAGAAUUUUUCAGAUCCUGCAGAGAAAUCUUGUCCCUCAGACAUAAAACCAGGAACUGAUGCUUCUCUUCUACCUCAUGCAUCAGUGCUUGUAAAGCCUAUUUUUCCUUUUGUGACAGAUAUCCAUGCCAAUUUAGAAAUGAAUGACACUGUCUUUGAAAGUCAGAAUAACGAAAUAUUAAAUUCAUCUAUUAAAAAUUCUACAUGCACCAAUUCUCCAGAACCCAUAUUUAUCCAGAACAAAAUUCCUGUUCUGCAAAUAAAUGAAACACAGCCUGCAAAAACUGAGUCAGAAGACAAAUAUGUGAAAGAUACAUUGAAUCCCAGUACUGUACCUGUUGAAGAGAAUAUAACUGUUAAUGUUGAUCAAACAGCAGAAUGCUCUUUUUAUGAGCAACGGAAUAAUGAAAAUUCAAAAAUCCUAACUCAGAAUGCUGCCGCAUAUUGGAAUGAACUUCCACAGCCUGCAUGUACCCCAGUAUAUAAUUCUUCUGCACACUCAUUUGGAACUUCAUAUCCUUACUAUGCUUGGUGUGUUUAUCAUUACAGUAGCAGCAAUGGCAAUUCCAUUACCCAAACUUACCAAGGAGUAACAUCGUAUGAAGUACAGCCACCUUCUUCUGAGAUGUUGACUGCAGUUCCAAGUACUAUACAAAAUACACAUUCUAAUCUUUUGUACUCUCAAUAUUUUGGUUAUUUUGCUGGACAGCCACAAGCAUAUAACUUUGUGCCAGCAAGUGGAUAUUGUCAAUCUCGAACGCCUGUUUCUGUCAAUUUUCAGCAGCCAGCUUUUUCACAGUAUGCUUCCUAUCAGCCAUUACCACAAGCUGCAUACCCUUAUCCUCCAGACUCAGGUGUGCUUCCAGAAGUUCCUUGGACUUAUGUUUGGGAUUAUAAAAAAGUUCUACAGAUCAUUCAGAAUGCUAGACUCUGGGAAGACAAUGUUGUUGAGAAAAGGCACAAGCUUCCCCAAUCCUCCAACAGGGCGCUGAAAAAGCACUGCAGGAGACUAAGGUGGGGACAAGGUUCCCAGAGAAAAGGGCGUGAAGAAAGAACAGGGAGAGCUCGGUCUGCACCCGAAGUGGGGGAAAACGAAGAGCGGAAGGAGGAAGCAAGUGGUGGAAUCCUUGCCUCGCUGGGGCCGUUUCUCCGCCGAGCCACACGGAGGCGCAACAUCCCUCCUCGCGUCCUUCGCCCUGGCGGCGGCGCAGCCUGCUCGCCUUUUCCCGGCGGAAAUGCCCGGGCGAUGACGGAAACCCGGAGGGAGGGAAGAGAAAGGGCGAGAGAGAAGAGGCGAGAGAGGCCAGCGGGCGGCAGGAGGCAGCGAGUGGCCGUCGUCGGGUGGGAGCUGCGCUGA